Messenger RNA from Necator americanus (New World hookworm), 1437 nucleotides. RefSeq lists its product as uncharacterized. Bases 1 to 1437 code for a protein of 478 amino acids. Gene Ontology annotation, cellular component: plasma membrane; neuron projection. The record is from RefSeq and is a predicted model, not a curated record. The transcript has 14 exons. Lineage: Eukaryota; Metazoa; Nematoda; Chromadorea; Rhabditida; Ancylostomatidae. Gene Ontology annotation, biological process: G protein-coupled receptor signaling pathway. Gene Ontology annotation, molecular function: neuropeptide binding; neuropeptide Y receptor activity.
AUGCUUGCGCUGGGCAAAGGAGGGUGUGAUGAUGAUGAUGAUGAUGAUGAUGAUGAGGAGGAGGAGAAGAAGAAGGAGAAAGAGAAAGAGGAGGAGGAGGUGGUCUACUCGUUGGUCUACGCUUUGAUUUUUGUCGUCGGUGUGGUGGGGAAUGGACUUCUCAUCUCGUCGGUGCUACUUCGGAAGCGAUCCACCGUCGCUAACGUGUUCCUGGUGAAUCUUGCCGUUUCCGAUUUGUUAUUGUGUAUCACGGCUGUGCCAAUAACACCUGUAUUGGCAUUCAUGAAACGUUGGAUGUUUGGUCUUGUGCUGUGCAAAAUUGUUCCGUCCUGUCAGGCUAUAUCAGUGUUGAUCUCUUCAUGGUGCCUGUGCUAUAUUGCUAUUGAUCGCUACCGGAGUAUAGUGACUCCAUUGAAAGAACCAUGGAAAUUGAAACACGCUCAAAGAAUAUUAAUAUGUACUUGGCUUGUGGCGAUGUUCGCUUCAUCACCCUUAUAUUUCUCGCAAUCGUUGAAGACGUUAACCAUGGCGAAUAUUUCUCUCUGUGGCGAGUUUUGUGGUGAAUUCAAUUGGGAUCAAGAGGAGCACACGAAACUCGUCUAUGGAUUUUCGUUACUUGUCGUUCAAUUCGUAAUUCCCGCCAUUAUUAUGUCAUUUUGUUAUUGGAAAAUUCUUCAAAAGGUUCGAGCUGAUUGGAUCGUCGAAGAGGGCUCAAUGUUAACAGCAGCUCAACAAGCUCAGACUGCUGUUCGAAAGAAGCGUGUAAUGUACGUGCUAAUACUGAUGGUUGUAGUGUUUAUGACCAGUUGGUUACCACUUUCUGCCGUUAAUCUGAUUAAGGAUCUAGAAAUCCCUUUGAUACUGGAACAGAUGUACUUCAAAUUGUUGAAUGUGCACGCUAUAGCGAUGACAUCAGUUGUAUGGAAUCCUUUGCUGUAUUUCUGGAUGAGUAAGCGACAUCGUCGAGCUCUCAAAGAUGAUAUGACAUGGUUGACAAACGUACGUCGACAUACGAAUGUUGGUGUUCUAUCCAGAUUUGCACCAUCACCAUCCGUAUCGUUGGUGUAUCGACGAACACUUGAACGACAUCUUGGUGUCACAAAUUUUAGGGUCAACCACGACCUCUCUUCGAUCUUCGAGACCGAAGGUGCCGUUACGUACGAAAAUUUUCCAAGCAAUCCAUUUGUAGUAGUCUCAAGAGCUGUGCCUCAUCACCUAAGGCGUGGAACGUUGGCCGAUCCCACGUGUAUGUCACGUGAACGAGCGCAUGCCGAUUUACAAUCGAAUUGUUUCCUUCUCGUACCGCUUAUGCCACUUUGUCAAUCCGUUUCAAGAAGAAAUAGUCAUCUAACAAUCGAUGAUCAUAGGAUACCGCUCUCGAAACAGUCAAGCCGUAAAACGAGUACUGGAUCGACCACAUUGACAAAAGAUCGGUGA